ACAACUUGGCUCUUCUGAAUAGCCGAAACGAAUAAAUAGAUGCUUAAACUCGAGGUUAUUACGGAGUAUAUAGAUUACUGUAUUCAUUUCUUAAUACCAUCAUUUAAAUAACAAGCAUUUGUGGAAAUAACCCAUUUUUUAUUGAGGGGAAAAAACAGUAACUCAGUUCGAAAAAUAAACAGAAAUACGAUUGUUUAUUUGAACGUCAUAAAAAUUUGUUCAAAAGAAUGGUACGAGAGAGGGAACAUUUGAGUUUUACAUCUUUGAAUUUUAGUGUAGCAGUUUAUUUUCGAAGUUUAUCUUGACUGUCAGAUGUCAUUACAUCUUGUAAUAUAUAUAGAACUCACCUAACUCAAAUUAAGAUAGGUAUGCAUAACUAUUCAUAAAUUUCUCCUCUGAAAGCUUUCAAAUAAGUAUUCGUAUUUUAAUUUAAUUUUCGAAAUUAGUUACUUUUUUGUAAAUAGGAAAUAUGUUCAGCAGCGCUGCAUUUAUAAUUAACUAAAUGUUGGAGUUACUUAAUGAAAACAAUAAUCUUUAACAAUAACCUACAUUGAAGUAUCUACAUAUUCGUUUCGACCAUUUAUGAGAGCCAAGUUAUUUUUGUACAUUCUGUAUUACUGCUCGUUUCAUUUGAUUAGACUUCUGACUACUUCAGUACAUCUCAUUAUUUCACCUAACUUCAUUACUAUGUUAUCAGACGAUAAUGAGAAAAGAUACUUCAUUGAAGAAUAUCAACGUAAUUAUCAACUCUACAUGACUAAAAAUAACUUUAUCAAGCUAAUGUCUGUCUGUUUUUACAAGUUGAAUUAAAAUGAAGUAUUUGUUUGAAUGCGAUUAUAGGCAAGAGUUGCCACAUAAAUGUUAACUGGAAGAUUUACCCUGAAGCUUUAACUGUCUUAUUUGAAAGGACUUUGAUAUCUGGAUAUAUCUUAACUGAAACUAAUUUAAUGAUCUUUAGCUGCUGAUUAUUAAGUACAAGAUACCAUCCUAAUAAAUCAACUUGAAAGUCUUUCUGAAAGAACAAAAUAUCAGCUAACUUUAACUAAGUCCACCAUACAAGAAAAUAUAGAUUAAGAAAAUUAUGGAUGAGAAAACAGAGUUUAAAAAUGAUGAUUCUUCAAAUCAGACACAGGAAAAUACAGAAGUGAAUUUGUAUGCUUGUGAUAUAUGCGAGAAGUUAUUCACUACAAGUAAUUUAUUAUCUUCCCAUAAAUGUAUUCACACAGGUAAAAAACAGUAUCACUGUGAUGUCUGUGGUAGGGCAUUCUCUCAGAGUGGCAGUUUAAAUUCCCACAGGCGUACUCACACGGGAGAAAAACCAUAUCACUGUGAUGUCUGUGGUAAAAAUUUUACUCGGAAGGAUAAUUUAACUACCCACAGACGUAUUCAUACAGGGGAGAAGCCAUACCAUUGUAGUGAGUGCGGUAAAGCAUUUUCUGAGCUUGGUAAUUUAGUUUGCCAUAAACGUAUUCAUACAGGAGAGAAACCAUACCACUGUGAUGUCUGUGGUAAAGGAUUUGCUGAACCUGGUAAUUUAGUUACCCACAAACGUGUUCACACAGGAGAGAAACCAUAUCAUUGUGAUAUCUGUGGUAAAUCAUAUUCUGGACGUUCUAAUUUAUCUACCCACAAACGUAUUCACACGGGAGUGAAGCCAUACAAAUGUGAUAUCUGUGAUGAAACAUUUUCUUCAAGAGGUCGUUUGUCUUGCCACAUACGCAUUCACACAGGAGAACGUCCAUACCAUUGUGAUAUCUGUGAUAAAACAUUCUCUCAAAGCGGUCAUUUCUCUCGACACAAACGUAUUCAUACAGGAGAGACCCCAUAUCACUGUGAUAUCUGUGGUAAAACAUUCUCUGAAAGUGGUCAUUUUUCUCGACACAAACGUAUUCACACAGGAGAAAAACCAUACCAAUGCGAUAUCUGUAGUGAGACAUUUUCUAGAAGUGAUAAUUUAACUCAACACAAACGUAUUCACACAGACGAGAAACCAUAUCAUUGUGAUGUCUGUGGCAAAACAUUCUCUGAGACUGGUAAUUUAGCUUCCCACAAAUGUAUUCAAACAGGAAAGAAACCAUACCACUGUGAUACCUGUGGUAAAACAUUUUCUCGAAGUGCUGACUUGUCUACCCACAAACGUAUUCAUACAGUAGAGAAAACAUAUGAAUGUGAUAUCUGUGAGCAAACAUUUUCUACCAUGGGUCUUUUAUCAUGCCACUUGCGUAUCCACACAGGAUUUAAGCCAUACCACUGUGAUAUCUGUGAUAAAACGUUCUCUCAAAGUGGUCAUUUCUCUCGACACAAACGUAUUCACACAGGAGAAAGGCCUUACCACUGUGAUAUAUGUAGUGAAACAUUUGCUAGAAGGGAUAAUUUAACUAAACACAAACGUAUCCACACAGAAGAGAAACCUUAGCUAUGGGAUAUCUGCUGUCAAAUAUUUUUUGUACAAAUGGAAAUUUGUUUUAUGAAUUGGAUUUUACCAAUGCAACAUCAUCACUUUUAACUAUUCAUUAUUCUAUGCUGACAGUCUUUCUGAUAUCCUAUUACACAUAUUCUUUGCACUGAGUAUUUAGCUAACCAAACAUUUCAUUCUACUACAGUUUGCCUGCAGAUCUAGAGCAUCUGUAGUACAAGACCUCCUUUAGCAUGCCAGAAGAUUCCUACAUCCUUGGUCAACCUUUCUUUGUAUACCAUAUUAAACUUCUGCCUGUGUCUUACUGUCAUUUCCUAAUUUGUGCAGGAUGUUUUUACUUUUUGUUAUAAAAGCAUUAUAUAGAAUAACAAAUAUAGUAAUUUGUUUAUAACUGAAAAUAUGUCUUCCAGUUAUAUCGUGAAAAAUAUAUCACUUGUUCUGUCUUAACACAAACUAUGUUAUUUGAGCUAAUAUUACUUAUACUAACUUUAAUAAAAAAAAAAUCUCACCUAUUUUACUAGAUUUUGUCAUUUACCUCUAUUGUAUUCUUUUUUUCUGUAUCUUUGGUAUAAUUGAUGAUACAGUACAUUAUGGAAUAAAUCACUCUGCACUAUCUAAUUAACUGUGUAUCUAACAGAGCAAUACUAAAUCUUGAUGCUUUCUGUUAUCCCUGAUAGACCUGCUAUUUUUCUUACCUUCAUUAUUUUAUUAGGCUUAUUUCUAACACUGAGGCCAAACUUGACCGCUGGGCCAUUUAUUGAUUCCACUUGGAGUAGUUUCUCAUCAUCCAACUCUUCUCUUUCAACUACCACACAUAACACUUCCAUUCCUCUUUCUUGUCACUGUUAUUGA
Octopus sinensis (East Asian common octopus) is the source of this 3268-nucleotide messenger RNA. Its product is annotated as zinc finger protein 836-like. Gene Ontology annotation, cellular component: nucleus. Gene Ontology annotation, molecular function: DNA-binding transcription activator activity, RNA polymerase II-specific; RNA polymerase II cis-regulatory region sequence-specific DNA binding. NCBI's taxonomy places the organism in Eukaryota, Metazoa, Mollusca, Cephalopoda, Octopoda, Octopodidae. The record is from RefSeq and is a predicted model, not a curated record. Gene Ontology annotation, biological process: regulation of transcription by RNA polymerase II. The coding region runs from base 1082 to 2416 and encodes 444 amino acids. The transcript has 2 exons.